This is a messenger RNA of Giardia duodenalis, 3291 nucleotides long. Its product is annotated as CH-like domain-containing protein. Lineage: Eukaryota; Fornicata; Diplomonadida; Hexamitidae. The record is from RefSeq and is a predicted model, not a curated record. Gene Ontology annotation, biological process: regulation of cytoskeleton organization. Gene Ontology annotation, cellular component: axoneme. Gene Ontology annotation, molecular function: microtubule binding. The transcript has a single exon. Bases 1 to 3291 code for a protein of 1096 amino acids.
AUGAAACUUCCAUAUCAGCUCAUUUCAUGGUGUUUACGACAAGGAAUUGCUACUCAAUUACGAUCUCCCCGACAGGAUCUACACAAUGGAUAUCUUAUUGCUGAACUUUUGAGCAAGUUGUACCCAGAGCAUUUCAAGAUAGUGCAAUUUGAUAAUCAGAGUUCUGCGACCGUGACAUCAAAGAAUUGGAAUAGAAUCGCUGCAGUUGCUCCCAAGAUAAAACUUUCCCUCACUGAUACAGAACUUGAGGCAUGCAAAGCUGGAGACGAACAGGCUCUUGUUUCUAUAUUGAAACGUGUUCACACCUUGCACACGGGGAAAGAUCUGGCAGAGAGCAAGCAAUCGACAAGACCAGUAUCAACAAAUGAGGAUAGGUCGCUGACUAAGGGUCCUGUCUCUAAGCUUGGGGUGGCAUUGAACGCCAACCAUCAAAAUCAGACCAUCACUCAGGACCCUCUUAAAUUUCUUGUAACGCGGAACCUCGAUAACAUACAUCAUACAUCUGCUCAUGAACAAACGACCUUUGCCACGGCAACGAACCUUUCAACCAUCUUGGUCCAUGGUGACGCAGAUGGACUGAAUGCUGCCAGCUCCAGACCAAACAACUCUAUGCUGUCUAUGCGACCAUCCACGGCUGCCGUUGAUAACGAUGAUAUGGCCUUUAGGAUGAAUCCUGGUGCUACAGGUACAUCCAAUGAAAAUAAGCUGCCGAAGAAUGUCCCCAAGUUUGUGCGAGGCGUAUAUAUCUCGACACGAAGACUCCUCAUGGAGUUGUCGACAGCCUGCAAGAAUGCAAUUACAUCUCUUCCAGAACUUCAGAACAUGCUUGAGAUGAUUGAUCCACGGGUGGACACCAUCUAUCCAUUUAUUAAUAUAUGUCUGCGCGUUCCUUCAGAAAAUGCAGUCGAGCUUUUCGACGCCUUGAUCCUUGAGCUGAAGCCGUUUACAACUCUCUUGGUUGAUCAAAUUUCCGCCAAUCCAUUUCUCUUUUGGGAACUCCUGAAGUUGCUUGUCUUAUCCUCCAUCAACUUGCGGAGGGUAACUGGCCCAAAAGCGGAAUUUCCACGGCAGGCGACUGAAUACCUGUUGCACCUGAUUGCAGAGCUAGGCCGGUCUUCUCCGUCAUCUCUUGCAUUGAUCUUCAGUCACAUAAUUAAAACUAGAUUGAUGCACGUGAUCGAUUUGCGUGAGUUCGGACUUCACAACUUUGUGGAUCUUUAUAUGGCAUUUUUGCCGAUCAUGGAGCAUGAAUCGGCGUUAGACAUAAUAACAAAUAUUAUACAGCUUGCUGACAAUAAUUUUAGAGAAAAGUCUGAUGGCCAAUAUAUGAUCAAUCCCAGCAAGUUGCGGCUUGCUGUUUUAACCUCUAUAGUUUCUGUCAUCUCCGGCUACUUCAUCAAGUUCUCCCAUGAUCCACGCUUUAUGCUAUAUGGAAUGUUUGUGUUACCAUUGAAGCAACAUAUUGGAGAAAGUAAAGAUGACCGCAGCAAGUCCAGCAGCCCCGUUAGGUUUUCUGAGCGUGAUAACAUGCAUGCAAGCACAGGAACUGCCCAGUCCUGCAGCGAGUAUAGUGUUUCCACUGGAUAUGGGGUCAUGGUUCAAGGAGAUAACGAAGAAGAGAUGCUCUCUGGCAGAGAGCUUUUGGAGCAAAUGUUAUUAGAUAUUCUCUAUGUGAUUAUCCGCGUUCUAGUGGGGUCUGAGAAUUUAUUGAUAGAUGAAAGAGUCAUCGUUCUGGACCUUCUGUUCAGGUGCUGUGCAGCAAAUCCCCAGGAGCUAAUGCCCCAUGCAGAACCCACUAUUCUUGUUAUCUUUGAGUCCAUUGUUAAUCGCACAAAGCCAUGUAUUACGCUAGUCUCUGAUAGUGACGAUGUAGAAGGGAACACACGGUCUUCGCACCAGCCUUAUAGAGUAGCCAACGUUGCUCCAAACUAUGGAAGCACUAAACUGACAUCUCUCUGCGCUGGGACUGACCUACAGACAAUCCCAGAAGAGGGUAGUAAGAAAACCAGCCUAUCUGGUGGUAAUCCUGCUACCAAGACCCCAAGAAGAGCGUCAAUUGCUUCGUUAUCUGUUCCAGAGACUCACGCUAUAGUAGAUGGUCUUCACUCCUCCACGCACACAGCCUCGCUCGGGCCGUCAGUUAGCGUAGGCGCCAGUCAAAUAAGUAUAGUACCAAGUGACCGCCACAGUCCAAUUGCUGUGAUGAACACGGUGGCAUCGGAACGGAGUGCAACGGAAACAUCGCCCGAGCAUAGUGUGGAGGGCAUGGUAAAGGUUGAGACGCAUGGCAUAAAUUGUCAAUAUGAUAAUAUACCCUACCUACAUUAUGAAAUGCUCCUUUCUCUAGUGCUCAUCCUCCGAAGAUAUGCAUCUCUGUGUAUCAAGGAUCAUUAUGACACGCCCUUAGUCCUCGUCUCCUAUGACUUGGAAAGAGCCAUAAUGGACUUUCAUGAGCGUCUCUCUCCUGUUUCUCUCCUCAUUGGGAUCCUGAGCUCAACCGGUAGAAACAUGGACAUGAUGAAGCACAUUACUCCCUUCACAAUACAGACCAUUCUCGACGAUCCGGAAAAGGCUGAGGCGUACAAUGAGACAUUGCACGUCCUUAGGUGUAUUAUGAACGUUCUCAUACAGUCUCCUGAUAUGACGGAGAUUGUCUUUGCCGCCCUCGACGGCAAGGGAGACUUUGAGCAAUCUAUAGUUAGCUAUCCACCCCAUUGCUAUCUAAAGAUCGUACAGGCUCUAUAUCCCGGUAGUGAGCUUAUGGAGAUAGUACCUGCGUUGCUAUGUGUCGCCGUAACGUAUUCAAAGGAAUUCCUUGCCAACAAGAGUAUCGAUCCAAACAAUUACUUCAUAGCCAUCGCACGUCUCAUAGAAUUCAUCCCGGACAUAAGCUGCUUCGUCUAUGACCACCUCAGUGACGAGCUCUUCACCCAGAUUACAGACCCUCGAGUAAGUGAGACAGCAAGCUCUCUGUUGACAGACCUCUUGAUCGAGCUCGAUAGCAUGGUCGACGAGCAAGAACUACAAGCCAGUAUACACGCGUUAAUACAGUACGCUUUCAAUAGCAACGAGGUCCUAUUGCCUACCGCGCGAAAAGCGUUUUCUGGGAAGUUCAUGGAAGAAUGUCAGCAAUCUGUAAUAGCCUUUCUCAAUUCACUGACAAUGGUCCCGACGGCACUAUCCCUGAUGAAGGACAUUCUCAUCAAGACAGAUUCCGAAGACUAUGGAAACGUACACUUGGCCAAGUUCAUUCGUUCAAUCUUAGAAGAAAGCUCUGUUGGAGAAGACUGA